AUGGAUUCCAAGCUUCCAUACGACAUGAAGAUGGAGAUUCUGUCACGAACAUCAUUAAAAACUCUUGAUGCCAUACGUUGUUCAAACAAAGAAUUCAACAAGUUAUCAUAUGAUCCGUGUCUUCUCAACAUGUACAAGAAAAGAAACAACAUCGUCUCCGGUUUAAUCCUACAAACCGACUCCAAAUGCAUACAAUUCAUACCGUCACGUGAAUCCAGCAGUCUUGAUCUUAGUUUUCUACCAAAAUUUGCUCGUAUCCUAGCAUCUUCCAAACAAGGAAUCUUGGUGUUGGAGACUAAUACUCCUAGAAGGGUUUUGUACACUAUUUGUAAACCUGCGACUAAACAGAUUUUAUUGUUGCCGCCUAAUCUCAUAAAAACGUAUAAAACCAUCAUGGUUGCGGUUGUCGUUGUCCGUUCUACGCCAUUGCGAUACAAGAUCGUGAGAUUAUGCCAACCCGGAUACAGUGAACGUUUGAUUUGGCCGAGUACAUAUUGUUGUGAAGUCUUCGACUCAAUCACAUGGACAUGGAGACAACUAAGUCAUGUAACAUUGCCACAUAGUGUGUUCUUGAUUGGACCAUCGAUCACCGCUAGGGGUUCAAUCUACAUUUUAUUGACGAAUAAUGAUGUCAUGAAGUUCGACACAUAUUCGGAAGAAUGGACAACCUUUUCAUCCCCAAAUACAACCCGCGACAUUGAGCUGUACCCUUAUCGGAAGCUCGUAAAGUAUGAAGGCAAAUUAGGGUUUGCCUGUAAACAACUUAACGGUUUUUGGGAGUUUUGGGUUCUCACGAUUGAUGAAACAUGGGAGAAAACAUAUGUUUUGAACAAAGAUGAAGAUACAAUGGUGUCGCUCAACCGUUUAUAUGAUUCAAAUACGAGUGUUACGCUGGAUGAUAACAAAGUUAUAUUCCACGGGUUAGGAGACGAAAAUAUGACAAGUAAUGUCAUAUCGAGUCCUCCACAUUGUGAGGCGUUCUUGUUGCGAUCAGAUUUUGAACCAGUUGAUUUUGGAGAGAACAAAUGUCUAUGAUAGACUUAAAAAGAGACAAUCACAUGUAGUAGAGUU
Messenger RNA from Helianthus annuus (common sunflower), 1071 nucleotides. RefSeq names its product putative F-box protein At5g50220. Bases 1 to 1035 code for a protein of 344 amino acids. Lineage: Eukaryota; Viridiplantae; Streptophyta; Magnoliopsida; Asterales; Asteraceae. Gene Ontology annotation, molecular function: protein binding. The transcript is spliced from 2 exons. The record is from RefSeq and is a predicted model, not a curated record.